Strigops habroptila (Kakapo) is the source of this 1808-nucleotide messenger RNA. It is a transcript of the gene TOP6BL, whose product is annotated as chromosome 1 C11orf80 homolog. Gene Ontology annotation, biological process: meiotic DNA double-strand break formation. The record is from RefSeq and is a predicted model, not a curated record. The transcript has 14 exons. Bases 80 to 1681 code for a protein of 533 amino acids. NCBI's taxonomy places the organism in Eukaryota, Metazoa, Chordata, Aves, Psittaciformes, Psittacidae.
GGGUGGUGUUGGCCUUGCCGCCCCCCUUCCUCCGCGCCGCCAGGGGGCGCUCGCGGGAAAAGGGGAGGGGGGGCACAACAUGGCGGACCAGGCCGUUCUGGAGCGGUUCCUCCUGGUCCUGCGCCCCCUCGGCAGCGGGGAGCAGAGGCGGGGGUCCCUGCUGGUGGCCCUGGCAGCGGAGAGGGACACGGGCCAGUCCGGCUGCACCAUCACCGUGGCGGCCGCCGGGGACCUGACCCAUGGCAUCGGCACCGAAGCCCUGCAGGGAGCCGCUCGGGGGGUUCUGGUGCUGCCGGGGGCGCCCCAUGUCCCUGCUCCGUGCUGCGGCCACAUCCUGCACCGGGCCCGGCUGCGUUUGGCCUUUCAGCUCUGGGCCCCCCCCGACUGUGUCUGGCUGCGGCAGUUCCUGCACAAGACCAGUGUGGUGCACCCCGAGGUGGAGUUUCACUUGUGUGUCAGCUUGAACGGAGCCGUGGCCUCGCACACCUACGGCUGGGAGAGCGGCUGGACACCGGCGGGAGUGAGGCUGCGGGUCCAGAGCCGGCACUUUGCACUCUCCAGGCCAGCAGCCCCUGGCGGUGCCCCCCCCUGCAGCAGGAUCCACCCCACGCUGGGCCCCCCCAUCCGCCUGCCGGUGCCCCCCCCCUCGGUGGCCGCAGGGCUCGGGGGGGAGCUGAGCCUGGUCCCUGCGGCCGCCUUGUGCCCCUGCCUGCGCCGGGCCCCCAACUGGCCCUCCCGCCUCGACGCCAUCACCUUGUUCCUCUAUGACCCCGCCGGGCUCCCGGCCGCAGCGCCCCGGUUCUUCCAGGAUCCCUCUUGGAUGGCGGAUUGGGAGCAAUUCGGCUUCAUCGCAGCCCCCCGUGCCCAGACAGAGGGGGAGGAAGAGCUGGUGACCCCCGAUGCCACCUACACGGUGCAGGAGGGAGCAGGUGGCCCCAGUGGGGACCGGCACCCCCAGACUCUCCUGCUCUUCCUCUUCCUCCAGCAUGAGGACCCCUUCCAGGCGUAUGAUGCUGGCACCCGCCUGGUGCUGCUGCAGCACAUGGAGCAGACGCUGUGGAGCAGCCGCCCGGCGCUGGCCCGCGGGCUCCGGACCCUCGUCCACCCCAUGCUGGGGGAGCUGCGCCGGCGGCACGAGGCCCAGCAGCGCCUGGCCCGGUCCCUUUCUGUCGCGCUGGACGCAGUGACAGCCGUGGUGGCCGGGAGCACCAGCAGCCGGUUCCGCCAGGGCUGCCUGCGCACCAUGCAGGGUCCCCAUCGGAGCAUCCCCGUGUGCAGAGGGGACAGAUGGAGGAGAAGGAAGAUGAGGAGGGUCCCCAGAGCAGCCAGGGGCAGGUGUUGCUGCAGGAGAUGGCCCAACGGAUGGCCUAAGGGGCGGGGAUGGAGCCCAUCCCUCUGCCAUGUGCCAGCCCAGUUCACCCAGUUCACUCAGUCCCAGCUGGUCCUGGCAGCCCCAGUCCGGUUCCCCCAGUUGGUCCCGGUUUCCCUUGUUGGUCCUAGUGCCACAGUUGCUCCCCAUUCUCCCAGUCACCCCAGCCCCCCACUGGUCCCAGUUCUCCCAGCCGCCCCCAGUUCCCCAGUUGGUCCCAGUUCUCCCAGUCACUCCCAUUUGUCCCGCUCGGUCCCGGUUCCCCCUCCCCAUUUUCCCGCCAGUUCUCAAGGCGUCGCCCCGCCCCCCUGACGCCUCGCCCCCACGGCCACGCCCCCUCCCAACGCCCCGCCCCUUCCCCGGAGCCGCGCCCCACUUCAGCUCCCGCCUCUUUCCAUAAGCCACGCCCCUUUCCGCAAGCCCCGCCCCCGCCGCCCUG